Molecule: messenger RNA, 837 nt
Organism: Gaeumannomyces tritici R3-111a-1
Lineage: Eukaryota; Fungi; Ascomycota; Sordariomycetes; Magnaporthales; Magnaporthaceae
Exons: 2
Coding region: 1-837 (278 amino acids)
Source: RefSeq, a predicted model, not a curated record
AUGCGGUUCCUCGCGCACGCGGUGGCCACCCUGGCCGCAGCCCCGAGCGCGGUACACGCCAAGGCGGCGCUGUUGCCCCGCGUGGUCCUGUCCGCCGUCGACGCAGCGACGCCGUUGUUCAGCCCGCCGGCCGACGUGCCCGUCGUCGCGGUCGGGGGCCAGGAUGCGGCCGCGUGGACGGUGCUGGUGGCAGGCCCCGGCGUCACGCAGACGGUGCCGGUGUCGGGCCCGGCCGUUACAAGUACGGUACUGGUGUCGGGCCCAACGAUUACACGUACGGUGGCCGGCUCGUCGGAUACAAUAACACGAACGGUGGCCGGCUCGGUGGAUACGAUGACGGCGUACCGCACCGUCGUGGCCAACACCACGGCCACGUGGCCCGAUCCCGACAGCAGCUUCGGCUUCUUCGUCGGCACGAAGACGGUGACAGCGCCCGCUGAAAUCGUGACCGCUGUCCUGGCUGUCACCAAGACCAAAGACGGCAGCAGCAGCCGCGACAACAGGCCCACCGCCGUCGCCAGCACGUCCGGGUCCUGGUGCUGCCUCGAGGGCUGGCGGCCCAAGGAGGAGUGGGUGGGCGACCGGCACAUGGUGGCGAACGUAUGGACCAGGGGCUGGGGCGACGAGCGCGACGGAUGCCAUAAGGGAAUGCUGGACAACCUGCACGGGCUGCGCGGCAGCCUGAACAUGUUCAGCUUCGUCACCGUCCGUGGCAGCAAGCCCGUCACCGACAUCAUCCGGCGCGCGUCGCCCAACGGCGCCGACGAGGGGGUCGAGUGCCGCCUGGGCUGCCCGCCCGAGCAGCUGUGGGACUGGACCAAGAGCGAGUGGCUAUAG